AGUUUGAAACCUUCACUAGUAUUGUUUGUGCUGAGGCUGGCUCUGCUGAGCUGAAAUUUAUUUAUGACACUUAUGACGUCAAAAUUCCAGUUUUGGAUUUAUACUAGUUGAACAAUAAGUAGAAAUUGUUUUCAUAAUUUUUGUUUGCCGUGUGAUUUUCUUAAGGAUAAGACUCUGAUGCGUACAGAUUGAAUAUGUUAGUGGCCGACGAAGAAGAAGACAUCAACGAUGCUUUCGAUUCGAUAGCUUUGGGAGAGGAAUCGGUGAAAGAGGAGAGUUUUCAAGAAGGCGAAGAAAAAGGGCGAAUAUGCGGUCUUUCAGAAGGGUAUCAUCUCGGUUUUCACAGGGGAGCAGAGAUCGGAGCUGAACUCGGAUAUUACUCCGCCUUUACCUCAUAUUAUCUCUCACUUCUACCUGGGCUUAGCGACAAGGUCUCCAACUGCUUGGAAAAGCUCAAGGAAAAGGUCCGUUCCGUACCGACUGAAAACCUGGAAUCGUUUGAUGUCCACGGUGCCCUAGACGCUUCAAGAGCGCUCUUCAAAAAGAGCUGUGCCCUUCUUAAAAUUGAUUCGUGUCUACCUGUAAAACAAGAUUUUGAUACCUGACCUAUUUGAUUAGCCAUUUGAAAAUGGAAUGCCUUAAGACCAAAAUUGACUCACUGAUUUUGUACUUAACACCUUGGCAGGCACUUAUCAGCUCGCACAUGGUUUCAUUUCUAACUCAGAACCUUUGGUCGAAACACAUUCCUCAAAGUAUAAGACAGGAAUUCGAAACACUCUGCCCAGUCG
Messenger RNA from Cimex lectularius (bed bug), 788 nucleotides. Its product is annotated as oral cancer-overexpressed protein 1 homolog. The coding region runs from base 195 to 605 and encodes 136 amino acids. The record is from RefSeq and is a predicted model, not a curated record. NCBI's taxonomy places the organism in Eukaryota, Metazoa, Arthropoda, Insecta, Hemiptera, Cimicidae. The transcript has a single exon.